Messenger RNA from Setaria italica (foxtail millet), 2538 nucleotides. Its product is annotated as 3-hydroxy-3-methylglutaryl-coenzyme A reductase. Gene Ontology annotation, cellular component: peroxisomal membrane; endoplasmic reticulum membrane. NCBI's taxonomy places the organism in Eukaryota, Viridiplantae, Streptophyta, Magnoliopsida, Poales, Poaceae. The transcript is spliced from 4 exons. Gene Ontology annotation, molecular function: hydroxymethylglutaryl-CoA reductase (NADPH) activity; protein binding. The record is from RefSeq and is a predicted model, not a curated record. Gene Ontology annotation, biological process: isoprenoid biosynthetic process; sterol biosynthetic process; coenzyme A metabolic process. Bases 173 to 1897 code for a protein of 574 amino acids.
GAGGACCCCGAGACAGGCGCUCCUCCGCCGGUCUCCUCCCCCACCUCCCCGCGGCUCGCGGCGCGGCCAUCCCACCCCACCCCCGACCACUGACACCGCACCUCGCCCGCCACCCCCGGCCACUGCCACCACCGCCUUUGACUCGUUGACCGACAAGUGAGCGCCGCGCGCCAUGGAAGUGCGCCGCAAGGUGGGCCCCGGCUCCGCCGCGACGCCGGCGGCCCGCCACCCGCAGCCGCCGCCGCCGCCGCCCCGGGCGGCCAGGGUCCAGGCCGGUGACGCGCUGCCGCUGCCGAUCCGGCACACCAACCUCAUCUUCUCGGCCCUGUUCGCGGCGUCGCUCGCCUACCUCAUGCGCCGGUGGCGCGAGAAGAUCCGCAACUCCACGCCGCUCCACGCCGUGGGGCUCGCCGAGAUGCUCGCCAUCUUCGGCCUCAUCGCCUCGCUCAUCUACCUCCUCAGCUUCUUCGGCAUCGCAUUCGUGCAGUCCAUCGUCUCCUCCAGCGACGAGGACGAGGAUUUCCUGGGCGUCGGGUCCGGGGCUCCCGCUCCUCCUCCCGUCGCCGCGCCCGCCCGCCAGGCGCCCGCGCCGGCCCCGUGCGCGCUGCUGGGGAACCCCGCCGCCGCGCCCGAGAAAAUGCCGGAAGAGGACGAGGAGAUCGUCGCCUCGGUCGUCGCCGGGAAGAUCCCCUCCUACGUGCUCGAGACCAGGCUCGGGGACUGCCGCCGCGCCGCGGGCAUCCGGCGAGAGGCGGUGCGGCGGAUCACGGGCAGGGAGAUCGAGGGGCUCCCGCUCGACGGCUUCGACUACGCCUCCAUCCUCGGCCAGUGCUGCGAGCUGCCGGUCGGCUACGUGCAGCUGCCGGUGGGCAUCGCUGGGCCGCUCCUGCUCGACGGCCAGAGGUUCUAUGUGCCCAUGGCAACCACCGAGGGGUGCCUCGUCGCCAGCACCAACCGCGGCUGCAAGGCCAUCGCGGAGUCAGGCGGCGCCAACAGCGUCGUGCUCCGCGACGGGAUGACCCGCGCACCCGUCGCCCGCCUCCCCACCGCGCGCCGCGCUGCCGAGGUCAGGGCAUUCCUGGAGGACCCUGCCAAUUUCGAGACGCUCUCCAUGGUUUUCAACAGGUCAAGCAGGUUCGCAAGGCUGAAGAGCGUGCAGUGCGCGAUGGCGGGAAGGAACCUGUACAUGAGAUUCACCUGCAGCACAGGGGACGCCAUGGGGAUGAACAUGAUCUCAAAGGGCGUGCAGAAUGUGUUGGAUUUCCUUCAGGAUGACUUCCCUGACAUGGACGUCAUCAGCAUCUCAGGUAACUUUUGCUCUGACAAGAAGCCAGCUGCUGUGAAUUGGAUUGAAGGACGUGGGAAGUCUGUGGUUUGUGAGGCGGUAAUCAAGGAAGAAGUGGUGAAAAAGGUUCUAAAGACCAAUGUACAGUCACUAGUUGAGCUGAACACGAUCAAGAAUCUUGCUGGCUCUGCUAUUGCUGGAGCUCUUGGAGGUUUCAACGCUCAUGCCAGCAAUAUUGUGACAGCCAUCUUCAUUGCCACUGGCCAGGAUCCCGCACAGAAUGUAGAAAGCUCUCACUGCAUCACAAUGCUGGAACCCAUAAAUGAUGGAAGAGAUCUUCACAUCUCUGUCACCAUGCCGUCUAUUGAGGUGGGCACAGUUGGGGGAGGGACUCAGCUGGCGUCCCAGUCAGCGUGCCUUGACCUCCUCGGGGUGAAAGGCGCAAACAGGGACUCCCCCGGAGCAAACGCGAGGCUCCUGGCCACCGUGGUGGCUGGCGGGGUUCUCGCUGGGGAGCUAUCUCUCCUGUCCGCACUCGCGGCCGGCCAGCUUGUGAAGAGCCACAUGAAGUACAACAGAUCCAUCAAGGACAUGUCCAAGGCCGUGCCUUGAUCCGAGAUUUGGAUCGUUUCAGGGGGACGGACGGAUCCGGAGAGUGAAAACACCCUCGAAUAAGUUUUUCAUGUCCCGUGGAAGCGCAGAGGUUGGGGAGGGACUUGGGGGCAUGGACAGGGCUGAGGUUGUUCAACGCUGGCCUGGUCACUUUCUCAAGAGCCAAAGAAGGAUUCGCCAUCGACAUCAAGUGAGUUGCGAAAAGUUUGCAUCAAGCGAAACCGUCAAGAUUGCGAAUUGGCCAGGUCCUUGUUCAGGAGUUUGACCCAUUUGUUUCUUGGUGCCAGCCGUGGCCGGCCAGCUCAACUCAGCCAUGGACACCGGCCGUCGUCGUCCUCUGCGUCUGCGCGCUGACACUGGAGAGGCGAGCUAACCCUCAUGUUUCGUGUUCAUAAAGCUUUGAUUACCUUGUUGCAGAAAAGAAAGUAGUGUUGUUGUAGCCUUGUAGUUGUAGGUCCUUGUAGAUCUCUCUCUCCCUCGUUGCUUCAGAAGCAGCAGCAGCUCGUGAACCUUUUUCUGUUCUCCUUUUCAGCUCUGUAACUAUUUCUUUUCUUUGCUUCGCGUUGUUCGAUCCGAUUUCUUAAUCGAAUGCUCUGGAAAUUCGGUGAUGUAGUGGUUGUCAAAAAAACAAGGCAUGUCCA